Acanthosepion pharaonis is the source of this 468-nucleotide messenger RNA. Lineage: Eukaryota; Metazoa; Mollusca; Cephalopoda; Sepiida; Sepiidae. The record is from the annotation of a GenBank genome assembly.
AUGAGAGGCUGGCACCUUCUCUACCUGUGGAGCGGGUGGGCGGGCAAUGGUAGACACAAAAUGUGUUUCUGUAUCCGUAAACUUAACAUGGCUAAAAAGUUAAUAUUGGCGACGGCCGGCAGGGGGCGCUUGCAAUGUUUCCGCCAGAUGCUCACAAUAUGUCACCGACGAAGUACGUCUGUCUGUUUGUCCGCCGGGACAUGUAACUUCAUAUCUAUCUAUCUAUCUAUCUAUCUAUCUAUCUAUCUAUCUCGGGUAACCGUAAAAACAAAUCUAUCUAUCUAUCUAUCUAUCUAUCUAUCUAUCUAUCUAUCUAUCUAUCUAUCUAUCUAUCUAUCUAUCUAUCUAUCUAUCAUAGCUGGCCACUCGACUAUCAAUUCGUUAUUAUGCUCUCCUAGCACAAUAUUCGUUUAUGUGUCGUAUCUUAUUACGACUAAACGGUUCGGUAUUAUUGCUCUCUUUGCAUAG